GCUGACGCGCGGGGCGGGGCGGCGAGGCCGGGCGGGCGGCGAGAGUCGAGGCUGCCGCCGCCACCGCCGCCACCACCUUCCGCAACCCAAGCAGCUCGGGGCUCCGCGGAGCCGCUGGAGCGCCAAUGCCCGGACCGACCCAAGCCCUGUCCCCAAAUGGCGAGAACAACAACGACAUCAUCCAGGAUAACGGGACCAUCAUCCCUUUCAGGAAGCACACGGUGCGCGGGGAGCGCUCCUACAGUUGGGGAAUGGCGGUCAACGUGUACUCUACCUCUAUAACCCAAGAGACUAUGAGCAGACAUGACAUCAUCGCAUGGGUUAAUGAUAUAUUAGCUUUAAACUACACAAAAGUUGAACAACUCUGUUCAGGAGCAGCUUACUGCCAGUUCAUGGACAUGUUGUUCCCCGGGUGCAUUAGCUUGAAGAAAGUAAAGUUUCAAGCAAAGCUGGAGCAUGAAUACAUUCACAACUUCAAACUUCUGCAAGCGUCAUUUAAGAGAAUGAAUGUGGAUAAGGUAAUUCCUGUGGAAAAACUGGUCAAAGGGCGCUUCCAAGACAACUUAGAUUUCAUUCAGUGGUUUAAGAAGUUCUUUGACGCUAACUAUGAUGGGAAGGAGUAUGAUCCUGUGGAAGCUCGACAAGGCCAAGAUGCUCUUCCCCCACCAGAUCCGGGUGAACAGAUCUUUAACCUGCCCAAAAAGUCUCACCAUGCAAACUCUCCGACUGCAGGUGCUGCUAAAUCCAGUCCAGCUUCUAAACCAGGAUCAACACCUUCUCGUCCAUCUUCAGCAAAAAAAGCUGCACCAAGCAGCUCAGCAUCCAAAUCAGAUAAAGAUUUGGAAACUCAAGUCAUACAGCUCAGUGAACAGGUACAUUCAUUAAAACUUGCACUUGAAGGCGUGGAGAAGGAAAGGGAUUUCUACUUUGGCAAAUUAAGGGAGAUUGAACUUCUCUGCCAAGAACACGGGGGAGAGAAUAAUGACCUUGUCAAUCGGCUAAUGGAAGUCCUUUAUGCUUCAGAUGAACAUGAGAGCCACACAGAAGAGCAUGAAGGUGAAGAACAAGUCCAUGAACAGCCCCAGCAGCAGGAGGAGUACUGACUCACCCAGCGUCUCUGACAAUUUUCAUUUUGUGUGAGAACUUUCUUCUGGAGAAUGGAACAUGUGUGGCCUCAAACUUGAAAUCUGUUCACUCCCAGUCUGCCAUUAACAUUUAUGUACCAUAGUGAGUGCCAGCCAACCACUGCAUUCUGUACCCAUAUUUUGCCAAGAUGCAUUUGCAGACGUCUUCUUUCAGUGUACCUUCCCAAGAGGUUGUAGGGCUACAUCACCUACUGUACAUCACUGCAACUUCACCACUUGGCUGCUUGAGAUUUGUUCUGCUCUUUAAAAAAUAUAUAUAUUUAUUUUUUUUUCUUUUUCAUCUUAAAUAUGAUACACUUGUAACUUGUUCUAACAUAUUUAUAUUGGCAUUUUGUGUGGCAAGAAGUACCGUACCACUAGCUGUGUCUCUCACUUUGUGGUGCUUUUGCGUUUUCUAGUACAUCUGCAUUGGGGAAAUAAGUUCGAUCAAACAGUUGGAACAAAGGGAUACAGUGGAAGUCAUACUCAAGCCAUAACGAUGAGGUGUGUUGUGGAGGGAAAUGCUUAUGUUGCUCACGGUUAUUCCUUUCCUGCCUUCACAAAAUGGAAGGCAGAGCAUCUGUUUCACUAGGAGAGAUUUCAAUCCCUGUGUUAGAAAGCUUGUUAGAAAGCCGCAUGAUAUGUUUUUUGGCUUGUUUCUGGAGGAACAGACAUCCACUAAAGUUUUCUGAAAACUCUCCCAGUUUCCCGACUAGUCAACAGACAUUUCCCAGCUUUUCUUCCUUCCUGAGGAAUCCAGUCCCAGCCUCCAGCUGCAGCCCUGCCUCCGCAGAGCUCAGUGCUGAUGGAGGAGAGAAAUCUCCUUGACACAAGCGUUGCUGCAGGACAUGAUCUCUGCUGUCAUACUUGGCUUCCCACCCUUCAGAAGAGGGCAAAGUAGGCCAGCCAUUUCUUUUCACUCUCCUCCCCCCCUCUGCUACCUUGGCCAUAUGAGUAUGGAAGAUGGAAAAUUUCCUCACUAGUGCAAGGCAUGGGGAAAAAACAGCAACAGCGCUAGCCCUGAACCCCGCCCCGAACUCCCUUUAAGUGAGUGGUGGACAACUCAUGGGUAUUGAGGCUGCUUCCAAAGCACGUAGAGGCAGUGAGGAGGCCUUUUGGAGAUGGAGCAUGCAUUAAAGGGGGACCAAGUGAUUUGAGGGGCACAGAGACGGUUCUGCCCUUGGCUGACCUUCCACUGGCGAGGCUGGCAUGGUGCAGAAUGACAUCUGCCUUGGAGAUGUCCGCAGUGAAACUGUUCCCUUCCAGUGCAGUCCCAUUGCCGUGUUAUGUAAUUGUUCUAAAUGACGGUAUUUUAUAAACAGAGGUAUCUCGACGGGUAUAAAGCAUUCCUUAUUUUUCUCUUAAAACUGCACAUUGUGGUCUCUGAAUAUUUUUAAUGCUUGGUAUUGUACUCUCACUUGAUUUUCUUAAUUCUGGAUGUUAUGCUGAUUUAGCAGGUACAUGGAAGUCCCAUCGCAAUCAGCAGUCACUGAAAAACUCAGAAGACUAUUGAACAGCUAAAUAAUCCUUGGACCCUCAUGGACUUGUAAAGCUUAAGUUUCCCCGCUUAUGCUUCCAUAGAAGGGUUUUCAAUUAAUCGACCCCCUGGCACACACAGACAUUAACACGCAGUUUUCUGUUCCUAAUCAGUCUUCUGCAGCUAAGUGGCGCUUAGUUAAAUGUGAGAUCCCUGCUGUUGUGUUGCACCACAGACAAUAUAUAAAAUACUGUUAAGCAUUAGAACAGGUAUUUCCAUCCAGUUCCUUGGUCACCCCCCCUACUCAGCAAAGGUUUCUUCUACUGCAGGCUGAAGGCUUUCCUUUCCUGCCUCCAGCGUUGACCUCACUUCUUACUUGAUGAAGUGAAAGUGCUGCAAGCUCCAGGCCAGCACCUUCCCGUUUGAAUUGGUUACAAAUAAGAUCUGGUUUAUAAAAAUCUGUAUAUUUCAAAAUGAGUAUUUCUGAGAAUUGCCACAAAUGGGGGAAUUGUCAUUUUUCUUGUAUUUGUGUUUAUUAGAACAUAUGUACUUACUACAAUUGUCAUUGUAAUAAACAGUAGUUCUUCAUAAUAUUGUUGAACUGAAGAGCAGUUACUAAUUUUUUUCCAGUCUCCAGAAUGUCCUUUUAACUUGUUUGGGAUUUCUGAUGGCGCAACGAGUUUGGGAUCAGGCUAUAAACUUAAUUUCUUCAGUACCAGUCUCUGCUUACUGCAGUUCAUUCUGCUUAUACUCGAGGAGAUGCAUGGAGAGCAUUUGAAGAGAAUAUGUUUUUCUAAAGGUGCAAAUGGUUGGGUUGCUGAGCUCCUGGGAGGGUUCGUAGCCAGGCGCUUGUGCCUCUCUCCUUUUCUCUCUUUAAAGCGCAUAUGGAAAAAAAAUAUAAAAGGCUGAACUUCAUUUCUUGAAAAUUCCUUAUCCCAUUUCUGGUUGGAAAACCAUAGCCCUCUCACUGCUUGUAUCCAGGGGCAAGUGACUGAUGUAGGGAGCCGGAGCAGGAAGGUAUCUCUUGGGCACUAUAGAAGUUUGGCUGUGCUGAGGGGAAGGCGAUGCUCUGAAAGGGGAAAGAGUUGUCCUUCUCCCCCCAACCCCUGUGAGUAACCCAUUCUUCCGUUAUGGUUUUAAUAUGCGUUAUGUAAUUACCUUUACUAAAUAGCACACCAUAAAGCUUUGGUUAUAUAUUAAAUGUAAACUGAAAGGAAUGUAAACAUAUG
Cuculus canorus (common cuckoo) is the source of this 3830-nucleotide messenger RNA. It is a transcript of the gene MAPRE2, whose product is annotated as microtubule associated protein RP/EB family member 2. Lineage: Eukaryota; Metazoa; Chordata; Aves; Cuculiformes; Cuculidae. Gene Ontology annotation, biological process: spindle assembly; protein localization to microtubule plus-end; regulation of microtubule polymerization or depolymerization. The record is from RefSeq and is a predicted model, not a curated record. Gene Ontology annotation, cellular component: spindle midzone; cytoplasmic microtubule; microtubule plus-end. The transcript is spliced from 7 exons. Gene Ontology annotation, molecular function: microtubule plus-end binding. Bases 126 to 1103 code for a protein of 325 amino acids.